ACUGCUUAAUUCCUGGGACCGAGCGGUCACAAUAUAAAUUUUUUGGCGCCUCACACUUCUUGAUGUUUUGAGCUUUCUAAAAUUUCAGUACUUCCGCUUUUCCUAAAAUGCUCUGAAUUGAAGACUCGAUUUCCCAUAGAACUAGCCAAAUACUGCCCAACAAUGAGUAUUUACAUCCAUGAGGUCAAGAUUUCUCGUUUCAGAUAAAUCCAGUCUUGUUUUAGCGUUGUUUGGACGUGUGGAGGUGUGUGACAUGUCUUUGGAUCCCGAAGUUGCACGUGUUUGCAGUCAGCUUUUAGCUAAGGGCGUCACUGAGCGACGGGAUGCAAGUGUUGCGUUGCGGAAACUUCUGGGACGUCCAAGUAUUCUACGAUCCCUGGAUGAGAACUCAGACUAUAAGCGGAAGAAUGCCCUGACCUGGGACCAGAUGUUUGCCCGUGUGAAAGAGUUUGUUGUUCUAGAGAUGGACUAUAUGAUAGAUCAGGCUGGAAAGAAAUCUGAAAAGUCACUCUCUGCCACUGCACUAUCAACACGGAAGAAGAGAUUUGAGGAUGCUGCUACACUGAUCAAGCUUGUAAUUUGCAGUGCUAAUGCACGAAGUCUUCAUCUAAAGGGACUGGACAUCCUUAAUCAUAUUCUCUUUGUACUGGAUGAUCCACUCCGUUGUAAGCAUGUUGGAUACAGCUACUGCAAUAUCUUACUCAAGUGUGUCCUCUCCGUACCGACUUACAGACCUGAAAUCCCUCCACUACAGUGGGAAGAGUUGCUGGAACGUUUUGUAAAGAUUGUUGAGGAUCCCCCUGCAUGGAGUAUGCCUAGAGAGCAAGGUCUCAUGAUACAAGUACUCCACAGCCUCUACACAGGAAGCCCACAUCCACCUCUGAACAAAACCAUACACUUCAAGUUCUUCAAGAAUAUAUUCAAAGAUGUCAGACAGGGUAUGAAUAUCCCUUGCAUUGAAAACCUUCUGGAUUCCUUGUUAUCCUUUGCCAUAUCUGUCGCUGAAGACUGCCGGGGGCAGUUGUGUCUACUUGGAGAAAGUAUAUUUGCUGAUCUUUUGAACUUGUGGAGGAAGCAGGGCUUGGCUUUCAAGGAACACUUGGUGCCAUUCUUUCAGCUCCAGAUGAGCAUCCACCAUCCAUGUGGGACACACACUGAUGAUCAGGGGGCUUGGUGCGCAAAUAUCACUCACUGGAAGAAAUGUCUUCAAAAGCUCUAUGAAGCCAUGUUGCUGUACAUAGACAACACUGGUAAACGCAUCCGGGGACCUGGGGCCAAGCUUGACCCCUAUCUGAAGCCUGGGUUUCUUGAUCUUGCAGCGGAUCUCUUGCAUCAGGUGCUAUGGGGCCCAUCUAGUUGCCAUUCAGUCGAUUUGGGUAGGAGUUCUAAGGAGACAGGUAGCAGUACCAAAAAGCGGAGGAUAGACGUUGGCUGGUAUGUUGUAUGUGAGAAACUGAGCAACUGCCCUGAGGGUUCUGUCUUAUUAUCAUGGCUCCAAGUACUCAGUACCCUCUUUGUCAAGCAUCCUUCUUGCAUCCCUGAGAAGGAGGUGUUAGCUAUGCUGACCACCUUGCACCACAUACAGGCGACCUGCAAAAGACCAGAGACCACGGGGAAUGUUCUUAAGUGUCUGGAGGCAUUUGCUCGAUGUGUCUCAAGGGGAAAGCUCUGCAGACUGAAUGAAAAAGAAACCAUCGCAACCAAAAAGGAUACCAUGGCAACCACAUGGCACCAUGUAUGGACUGCUGCUUUAAAGACGAUUGGCUCCAAGAAUCAUCGGGAGUUCGGCUUUUCACUUAUUGCUACACUCAUUAAGGAGAAGGUAAUCUCUCCUGAUGUGGACGCCUGGAAAGUGCUUUGCAGUGGACCUCCUUCAAGGGCAUCCAUGGACUUUCUCUCUGUGCACAUUCGUCUCUACCCCCUCCCUGAGGGGCUAAAGUUACUAGACUCGCUGCUGCUGACAUCGAAUUCAGCCAAGUGGUCCCGGUACCCACUCAGGCAUCACCUCUUUGAUUGGCUAUUGCCAGUAGCAACCGAGGGAGAUGACACCAGUCGAGGGAUUGCAUGCCUGCUACACAGCAAGUCAAAUGUCUGCAUGGGGCUAGUAGCAGACAUUCUCACGUCUCUAACUCAGCGGUCUCCCACCAUGGCGCAUGCUCCUGACGCAAGUACAAUGCCCAAGCUGUCAGAUAAUGUUGCAGAGUUUCAUUCGUCAUUAGCGUCUUUGGAACACCUCUACGUCAAGUCUUCGUUUGACGAGGGAAAAGGUGACACAUGUGUGGCUGUUGAGAGAUUUAGGGACGAAAAGGGAACCCCAGAUACUACUGAGACCAGCAGGUUGGAGCCCUUCUGCUCGCUGCUUAUGGAGAGACUCUGUAACCUACACGAGCAACUUUCGGAACUGUUUGAAACUGAGCCCUUGGGUGCAACCCCAAAGGAGCGCCUCCACACCCUUGGGUCACGUGGUCUAGUGAUGUCACGGUACUGCUCCCUGGUUUGUGAUGUAAUAUCACUGAUGGCAGAGAGAAACGCCCUUCCUCAAGAGCCUCUGCAUUCUAUUCCCCUUGUCAAACGAAUCGGGGUUUUCAAGAAGAAAAUCGCGACUUAUUUUAACGACGUGAUGAAUUUACACGACUGUGAGCUUAACACCCGAGCAGAAUCUCUUGUCCCUAUUAUUGAAGAAUUACACAAGUCUUUCGAUGGCCCCAGGACAUUUGAGCCGCUACUAGCUAUCAUGAGAAGUCUAACACCUGCGAGACACCUAGAGGAUAUUUCCCUGAUAUACCACGGCAAAUGGGGGCAGUCUUCCUUAAACAUGACCCGGAUGGAUGUGACAGAGGUCGAAUUGGACAGGACGGCGGAUGUAACGAUGGAAGAUGAUGAUGGCUUUGACAGUACAGACUCUGGAGCAGCCAAUGACGACAGCCCUCCUACAUCCCAAGAGACAAUUACAGCAUCGAAGUCAUCGAUUGCCGUGUUGCGAGAGGCCUGUGGCAAGUUCCUCUGUGUGUUCGGAUCCCCUGAGCAGCGAGAUAACGUCGUAGAGCUCUUUGACACCGAGGAUUUCCAAAUUAAGAAGCAGAGCGACUUACAGCUGUAUUUCAGCGUAUCAAGUUGUCUUGCUGAGAGAAGUGCAAGUAUCCGUGAGACAGAGCUGGGUGUCUUACUGGAUGCCUUCAAGAGAGUGAUGGCCACCCAUUACAAGAACCCUCACAUCUGCCGCCAAGGUUUGUCUUUGCUGCGGCGAUUAUCCCCAGCCCUCCGCGAGGAAAGACACGAGGAGGCGAGGAAGGUAGCGGCCUUCAUGAUCAAAGUAUUUUGGUCACUUAAAGUUAAAGAUACUUCAGUAAGACUGGAGCUGGCAAAAUGUAUGCAAGUAUUUAUCGAGGUCGACCCCGAGGGAAGAUGGACAACCGUCACAGAGAAAGGAGAAACCUUUAGCUUGAGGAAGGAGUUUUCCAAGAUGUUGACUGAUAGCAGCCACUCUGUGCGCAUGCUCGUAGCGGAGACAAUCAGCUGUCUAUUCCUGCAGCGUCCCACAUGCGGCAAAGUGGUGGCCGAUAACAAACCCAGGCAAUAUUCUACGUUUCAGCAAGUGGAGAAAGUGCUGGCAAAGUCACUGAUUAUUCCGUCCCAUUUGAGUGAUGGAGAGAGCGAGGAUGAAGGGGUUAACAGGUCCUCAUCCAUGCUCGCGGUCCUGAAGUCCAUAGCUAUCGCUAGCCCAGUCUGUGAGAAGAGAGCAGUUUCUCUCAUGUUCCAAGCAUCCAAGGAACAAUUCCUGGACAAGGAGUUAGUCAUCAAGGUCCUGACACAGCUUGCGCACGAGCUUGGAUUUCUCAGCCUGCCUAGCUAUGUAGACUCUCAUCUAGGGUUUAUACUCCACAACUGGCUCAACCACGGAUUUCAAAUCACCGACUUCCUGCAUGGAGCCCUGGGAUGUACGACUACUGCAGACUUUCUCAGGUCCCGCUGUAGCGUUGUCCUUCCUCAGCUCAUCUCCCGGCCUGGCAGCAUGCGCACCUCCAUCAAGCUCUUCACGGAGCAGGUGAACCCAGGCGGUGACUGCACCAGCUUCAUCCUUGAAAGCUUUUGCUCCAUCAUCGCCUGCCUCGUGCCGUGGUUUGCAGUACAGAGCAGAAAGGAGGCUGAGGCCGUCGGAGAUUCACAGGAGAUGAAAAGGCUCAAGGAGGCCAGAAGUGGCGAUGCAUCGCAGGGUUAUGAGUUUCUCAAGGAGAUGAUUACUACACAGACUGUGGAUAAGGUGCUGAACAAGAAUUUUGACGAGGUCGUGGUCCAGUUGCUGAUGCGGAUGUACGAGCCCCCUGAUGAAGGAUCCGACAUAGCCACAUUCUCAAGAGAAAGUGACCCUGAGCCUAACCCCCCCUUCUUCACUUCGUACCCCAUCAAGGCAACACUUGAAUACAUGACGAGGUGUUAUCCAGGCGAGACUGUCGUGUCUGUCCUUUGCAAGAACAAGGAUAACAUCCAAAAGAUUCUGCUAGCGCUGACCACGCGCAUCGCGGACUCGCACUUGCCGUACGAGAGGAGGCGUGUCCUCUCCAUGUAUCGACUGUUUGUGCUGCUAGUUAUACAGGAACUUAGCAACGGGCUACGCAACACAUGGGCUUUCUUUAUCAGAGAUGUCAUCUUCUCCCUAAGACGUAUUAUAACCUCUGAAGAGUUGGUGCGUGAUCGCCGUAGUGAGCGAACAGGUCUUGAAACUGAAGCUGACAUGUUCUCGCCCUGUUGUAACCUGAUGCACUAUCUGUGUGAGGCGGCUAUACAGUGCUGCAGCCAGGAACUUGGAAGUCACCUGCACAUCAUCGUGAGCACGCUGAUGCCAUACGCAUCCGGGCAUGAUGAGCGCGCAACACAGGCGCUGUCUCUGCUACGUUAUCUGAUCGUGGAGUGUACGCCAAGCCUGCUGGACGCUAUCCCCCUACUGGACCCUUUCCCAGACUUGCCACAAUUUAAAGAGCUCAAUGACGCCUACUUGUCUGUCAAGUCUCGCCGGAGAGGCACAUUUCUUGCUCAGGAAAUCAGCCAAUUCGUAUCGGUGAGCCCAAGGUCUCCCCCUCUCAGCCGCUUGGAAGGUCUUAGACACUUGCGGCACCUGCUGGCCACCAACAAACUCGCACUGUACGGAUUACUGAGGUGCGACAAAGCAUGCUCGUCUCCCACUAUCGUCUCUGACCUGAUUCAUGAGCUGAUCAGCUUGUCAGCCCAGUUAAACUCCGUCCACACAAGCACCGCUACUCACAUCAAAGUCGCUAUUGCUGACUGCCUCGGGGAGAUAGGGCCUGUGGACUUGGCCUCAGUCGCACUCGCUGGCAGACAAGUCCAAGAUCCCCUGUUACCGUCGACGGAGUUACUUCAGGGUGAUCCCAUUGUCUGUAGGAACUCCACCAUCAUAGGCCUUCUCAACAGAUACCUCACAGAUAAGAGCGUCAAGGUAGUACACGCAGCUUCCGACUGCCUCAAGCGCGUCCUGGCCACACCAUCGGGAAUAAACCUUCUCAAGAUGUACGAGCAGCACCAAGCGGAAAAGUUACUGUGGUAUCUGGAGCCAUUCAAACCAGCGCGAAAAAGAAAGACCCCUAGCGCAGUAUCCUCAGACGUGGAGAUGGCAGAAGACUUUAUGACUGUACUUGGACGAGAUGAGCUGUGGCUCCCAACCAGGGGAGGGGUGGGGAUAGACCAUGCCACUUGGAUUACUGACCUGACAAGUGUUAUCAUCACGAGUGGAGCUGUGAAGGACGAGAUGCUUAGGCUACUAGCACCUGUCUGUAAGGUCAAGGUUGAGUUCGCGGAGCAGGUUUUGCCGUUCUUGGUUCAUAACAUUCUUGAGCAAGAGGCAGCUAAUGAGAACGAGGCAUCACGUGACUUGCUGUCGGGCCAGGUCGGCGCAUUAUUCGUUCACUAUAACGAGGCUUCGUCGGCCCCAGACCCCAAUAACCGUGCUACGAAAGUGAGUAAAAAGAGCAUCCGCACAAUUCUGAAAGUUACCAAUCACCUCCGCACACAGCCACGCCCCAAGGCCAGGGGACAGGGCAGCAGCACCCCAUGGGAUAACAACUUUUGGCUGGACCUUGAUUAUCUAGAAGCUGCCAAGGCCGCUCAGAAGUGCACUGCGCACUUCACCGCACUAAUGUACACCGAGAUCUGGUGUGACGUGCAGAGGUCUCUACCAGAGAACCCAAUGAACAUCACCCUCCCUACCCGAAGUCAAGACAUAGAAGUAGACUCUGCCAGCCAGAGCACGGACGGUGGCCUAAGCACUAGUUACCAGUCUCUUCUCGUGGAUAUUUACAGCUCGAUAGCGGAGCUGGACAGUGUUUAUGGGGUAGGGGCUGGGCGUCUAGCGGACUUAGAGUCCCGUAUUCGUACCUAUGAGCACGAGGAGCUGUGGGAGAAGGCUGUUGGAGCGUAUGAUCUUCGGAUGCAAGAAAGUCCAACGGCGCAGAUUGGGAUGCUCAAGGCAUUGAAGAACUUCGGUCUUUAUCAUGUGAUGGACAACUACCUCAGAGGCAUUCCCCCCGAUAGCUUGCGCACUAGCCCCGAGGUUGCGGAGCUACAGUUCGAGUCGGCCUGGCGAAACUGCACGUGGGACAUUGACACCAGCCUUGGGUCUGAUGUGUCGAGAAGGCCUGGGUUCCACCAGUCGUUGCACACGUGUUUGUCGGCGCUAGGAGAUGGCGAAGAGUCAUUGUUUCGCAUCACCCUGGAGAAUGCCAAGCUUCGUGUCGUGUCGGAGGUGAGCCACGUAAGUCUUGAGAGCGCGCGAAGUAUCUACCCAAAUAUGGUCCGUCUGCAGCAGCUAACGGAGCUACAGCAAUACACUCUCUUCUUCACAAGCUGCGACACCAAUGAACUGGUCAACAAAUGGAAAGAGAGGUUUCCACUGCCCGACAACGACUUUAUCUUCGUUGAGCCUGUCCUUGCGUUAAGGACCGCUGCCCUUCACAUGCUGGCUCGCGUGAAUUCUCGGCAGGGACGCGAGGUCCUGGGCUCUAUCUACCAGGUUCUCGUGGGGCAUUUAGAGAGUCAAGCGAAACUUGCGAGACAAGCUGGGAAACCUCAGGUCGCAGAAAAGGCGCUGUUCGCCAUCCGUCAUCUCCAUACCGACGCUCAAGUGGUUCAGUCGGUAGGCGGUCACGUGCCAGGGGCGUGGCGGAUGGAGGAGGCGAGGUUGCGCUGGUCGCGUGGCGAGACAGAGACCGCUAUGCAUCUUCUCAAGUGCCUCACCAAGCAACUGCAAGCGUCGCCAGAUGAGGAGGAAAUCAGACUCUAUCCCCAAGCACUUGGCCUGUAUGGAAGCUGGAUGGCGGAAACGCGAUCAGAAAACCCAAACAAGAUCAUAGAGGAAUACUUAGAGAAGGCAACGAAUCUUAUGGAAAGCAUGGAAGAAGAAUCAGCGGCCUCGCCUAUCGAGGCGUACCUAUCGCUUGCGCGAUACGCGGACACGCAGUACCAAAAUAUCGUGGACUACAUGAAAUCAUCAGACUUCGAAAACAAGCAGGAGAUUGCACGUGACGCCAAGAGCGAGUACAACAGGCUGUCGAAAGUGGUGGCCCGGCCUGAGAGAGACAAGUACAUCCGCACACUCAUGGUGGAGAGUGAGAUCGACGAAGAGGAACUGAGGUUGAUGGAAGACAGCAAAAUGAACUUUCUUCAAAAAGCGCUGGAGAACUAUGCCAAGACUUUACAAGCCGGGGAUAAAUACGACCUUCGCGUGUUUCGGCUUUGUUCCCUCUGGUUCGAUAAUUGCAAGACCUCAUUCGUAGAUGACAUCAUGAAGGAUAGUAUCUCUCGGAUCCAGUCCCGCAAGUUCUUGCCUCUGAUGUAUCAGCUCGCGGCGAGACUGGGCAUGAGAUCUAGCCAGGACGACGCCUUCCAGGCCACACUCGGCCAGUUGAUAGAGCGUACUUGUGUAGACCAUCCCCACCACACCCUUCUGAUACUAAUCGCACUUGUAAACGCUGAUCGGGACCGUGAGUACACCGCGCCUAGCAGGAGAAACGGGCGAGACUCGAGGGCAUCCCGCAAUGCCUCGAAAGAGACCAAAGGGUUUAUUGAUGAGGCGCGCCUGGAGGCAGCGAGCGCAUUGAUCGAGAGCAUAUCCCACCAGCGCGGCCAGCUCGUUCAGAUGACCAAGUCCCUCUGUCUGGCAUACAUUGAGCUGGCGUAUUGGGAGGUUGGACAUCUUAAGGGAAAGACAGGCCCGUUUGAUAUCAAGGAUACUCUGGCCAUCAAGAAAAUGAAUAACCUGCGCCAUGUGGCAGUACCAACAUCAGACAUUAAGGUCGACCCUCUGUGUCGGUACGAGGAGAUCGUCUAUGUGGAUCGCUUUAUGCCCACGUUCAGUCUGGCAGGCGGGGUAAAUCUCCCGAAGAUCAUUGCGUGCGUAGGGUCAGACGGAGUCAAGCGACGACAACUUGUUAAAGGUCGCGAUGACUUGCGACAGGACGCAGUUAUGGAGCAGGUCUUCGGGAUGGUGAAUCAACUUCUCGCAAACAACACAGAGACCAGAAAACGUAAACUAAGAGUCAGGACUUAUAAGGUGAUACCAUUAUCCCAGCGCAGCGGAAUGCUGGAGUGGUGUGAGGGUACCAUGCCCCUCGGCGAGUAUCUGAUCGGGAGUCCUGGGCAUAACACUGGUGCUCAUCAGAGGUACAACCCACGUGACUGGUCACCCAUGGACUGCCGCAGAAAGAUGGCCAGUGUGGAUGGAAGCCGAAAGACAAAGGAAGGAGUAUUCAAGGAAGUUAUGGAUCACUUCAAACCCGUUUUUCGACACUUUUUCUUGGAAAAGUUUGUAGACCCCGCUGAAUGGUUUGAGCGAAGGCUCGCCUACACUCGGAGUUGUGCCACGUCCUCUAUCGUUGGAUACAUUGUCGGUCUCGGGGACCGCCAUGUGCAGAACAUACUCGUCGAUUGUAACUCUGCAGAGCUCGUUCACAUUGAUUUAGGAGUUGCUUUUGAGCAGGGAAAGGUCUUGCCCACGCCAGAGACGGUACCGUUUCGACUGACGCGGGAUCUUGUGGAUGGGAUGGGCGUGACAGGGGUGGAGGGUGUGUUCAGGCGGUGCUGCGAGAAGACGAUGGCAGUCAUGAGGACGUCACAAGAAGCGCUAGUCACCAUACUCGAGGUUUUAUUGUACGACCCACUAUACUCGUGGACCCUGAGUCCAGAGAAGAAAAUGGCUCUCCAGGCAACAAAGCCCGAUAACGACGUAUCGGAGAUCUCGUCUACUGCGGUUGAUUUGGUGGGAGAUUUGCCCAAUGGCGAAAACACCGAGAACGGAGCCAGCGUUGGUAACAAGAUGGCAGAGCGAGUGCUAUCAAGACUAAAGCAAAAGCUGAAUGGGAUAGAAGACAACACGCAGCUAAGCGUGACGGGUCAAGUGAACCACCUCAUUCGGCAGGCCAUGGACGUCAAGAACCUGUGCAGACUGUUCCCGGGCUGGCAGCCUUGGGUUUAAAGACGGGUGGUAAGGCCUGAUAGUUUCAUGGGGAGAAGUGGUCUUGAGCCUUGGGUUUUAAAGACGUGUGAUAAGGCCUGAUAAUUCCAUGGGGAGAAGUGGUCUUAAGCCAUGGGUUUAUAGACGAGUGUUAAGGCGAGAUAAUUCCAUGGGUAGAAGUCGUCUUAAGCCUUGGGUUUAUAGACGGGUGGUAAGGCCUGAUAGUUUCAUGGGGAGAAGUGGUCUUGAGCCUUGGGUUUUAAAGACGUGUGAUAAAGCCUGAUAAUUCCAUGGGGAGAAGUGGUCUUAAGCCAUGGGUUUAUAGACGAGUGUUAAGGCGAGAUAAUUCCAUGGGGAGAAGUCGUCUUAAGCCUUGGGUUUAUAGACGAGUGGUAAGGCCUGAUAGUUCCAUGGGAAGAAGUGGUCUUAAGCCUUAGGUUUCAAAGACGUGUGAUAAGGCCUGAUAGUUCCAUGGGGAGAAGUGGUCUUAAGCCAUGGGUUUAAAGACGUGUGAUAAGGCUUGAUAGUCUCAUGGGGAGAAGUGGUCUUAAGCCUUAGGUUUAAAGACGUGUGGUAAGGACCUGAUAAGUGCACGCGGAGAAGUGGUCUCAUAGAUACGGCAAGUCAUGUAUAGUUUGUUUUAGUGGUGCCAUCUUUAUAAGAACUUAUGCCAUGGUUUAAACAGCUGAUGUCUUAGUCUGACCAAGGGAUGUUAUAGUCUGAAAAAAGUGAUGUCAUAGUGUGAGCAAGUGAUGGCAUAGGCUCACAGGAGAGGAUUUAAACGAAUAAAUUUUUUAAAAAAGCUAAAUAAAAAGAAUAAACGGAAUUCUUUAAGAUAA
Nematostella vectensis (starlet sea anemone) is the source of this 10299-nucleotide messenger RNA. RefSeq names its product serine-protein kinase ATM. Bases 179 to 9481 code for a protein of 3100 amino acids. Gene Ontology annotation, biological process: DNA repair. NCBI's taxonomy places the organism in Eukaryota, Metazoa, Cnidaria, Anthozoa, Actiniaria, Edwardsiidae. Gene Ontology annotation, molecular function: protein binding; protein serine/threonine kinase activity. The transcript is spliced from 69 exons. The record is from RefSeq and is a predicted model, not a curated record.